CCGGCGGUGGUCAUGUCAAAUCGCGAGAGCAGUUACCCAACUUAGCUAACUACAUUGUGUAUGCAGUGUAUUUGUAUGUUUUCGACAAUGUCACGAGUGCUUAUAGUUGGUGCGGGUCUCACGGGCAGUGUAUGCGCUUGUCUUCUCCGAAGAGAAAUGCCAAAUAAAGUAAAAAUUGUUGUGUGGGAUAAAUCGCGGGGAGCAGGGGGAAGGAUGUCCACGAGCAGGAGCCCCAGUAACGGCGCCUGCACAGCAGACCUUGGUGCUCAGUACAUAAGUGCUACGCCGUUCUACGCCCAAGUACAUCACAGCUUCUAUGAAGAAUUGCUUGCACACAGCAUUUUAAAGCCACUGGUGGCCCCUGUGGAAGGAGUGAUUACCAAGGAGGAGGGCCUACGUGAAUUUGUGACCCCGGAGGGCGUCUCCUCCAUCGUCAAACACUACCUGAAAGAGUCAGCAGGGGCCGAGGUGCAGUUUGAGCACCACGUCACCCACGUCCUCCGGAAGGGGGCAGGCUGGGAGGUGCAGCGGAAGGGCGGGACGCCGGAGACGUUCGACGCGGUGGUCCUCACCAUGCCCGUCCCCCAGAUCCUGCAGCUGCAGGGAGACGUGUGCUCCUUGAUUGACGAGAGUCAGCGGCGGAAGCUGGAGGCAGUGAGCUACUCUUCCCGCUACGCUCUGGGGCUCUUCUACAAAGCGGGCGCCCAGAUCGACGUCCCGUGGGCAGCAAAGUACAUCGCCGAUAAUCCCUGCAUCCGCUUCGUCUCCAUCGAUGACAAAAAGCGCAAUUUAGACUCUCCGGACCGCGGCCCGGCGGUGGUGGUCCACACCAGUGUGCCGUUCGGGGUCCGUCACCUGGAGGCAACCCAGGAGGAGGUGGAGCCACUGAUCCUCAAAGAACUUCAGAAGGUCCUGCCUGGGCUUCCCCAGCCAAUCAGCAUCAAGUUCCAUAAGUGGAGGUACUCACAGGUGAUGUCCGGCGUAGCUGAGAGCCCUGGGCAGAUGACGCUGUGUCCCAGCCCCCUGCUGGUCUGUGGGGGCGACGGUUUCACGCACUCCAACUUUGACGGCUGUGUGGAGUCAGCCCUGAAGGUCAUGGAGGUUCUGAGGUCCUCACUCUGAAGCAAGGGUCCUGCUUAAGCCGCCCUGCUCUGUGGGGUGGGGGGGAACAGAGACUCACAGGGUUUGGGCCCGCCCUGCUCUGUGGGGUGGGGGAUAGCAGUGACUUAUCCUUCUGCAGAGGAAGCUGCCCACUGCUCUGCUACAGUCUGUCCAGUCACGGUAAGCUGGUAGUUCCCUGACAGUCAACACGGAAGCCAUGGGAGAUGCACAACAGAGCUGCUUACAGAAGGACGCUAAAAACUUACAGAUCCCAGCACAUACCCAGGCCUUGUUCCUGGGGUUUCUACAGUGGUCAUCAUUAGCAUUCUCUUAUGGAUGUAUGUAAGAUGUACUAUAUAACAUGUUUCUUCUCA
Molecule: messenger RNA, 1475 nt
Organism: Conger conger (European conger)
Lineage: Eukaryota; Metazoa; Chordata; Actinopteri; Anguilliformes; Congridae
Gene: rnls
Product: renalase, FAD-dependent amine oxidase
Exons: 7
Coding region: 61-1122 (353 amino acids)
Cellular component (GO): extracellular region
Molecular function (GO): oxidoreductase activity, acting on NAD(P)H
Source: RefSeq, a predicted model, not a curated record